AUGGAAAGAGGCACUUAUAUUAAGGACUACCUCUUUGUCGACGACUUGAAGUGGAAGACCUUCUCCGGGGUUGAUUUGUCCAAGUGGUUGCCAGAUGAUGCACUUCCGGCGAUUUUCGCCUCGGACUUGAUUGCUGGAGAAAAGUCGAUCGCCUGGGGCAAUAUCGAAGCACGGAAGCAGAUCGAGGAGAUGUUGCAGUUGGCAAUGGAAAGGAAUGUGCGACAUUGGGUAGAGGAAAUGCCAAUGGGUGAUGCCAAUCAGGUUAUUUCGCAUUUGGAGUAUGAUUUACCUGGACAUCGCUAA
This is a messenger RNA of Penicillium antarcticum, 303 nucleotides long. RefSeq lists its product as uncharacterized. The record is from RefSeq and is a predicted model, not a curated record. NCBI's taxonomy places the organism in Eukaryota, Fungi, Ascomycota, Eurotiomycetes, Eurotiales, Aspergillaceae. The coding region runs from base 1 to 303 and encodes 100 amino acids. The transcript has 2 exons.